AGUCCGAGGAGGGAGAGCGGGAGGCGGGGAAAUGGCCAUUGAUGUCGCUGCUGCCGGCAGUGGCUUUAGCGGCGCUUGGGGCUGAUACUGAAACGUACCAGGAGGUUUGACAGCUGUUCUCUUUAGACGGCAGUAUGACGCCAGAUCUUCUGAAUUUCAAGAAGGGAUGGAUGUCCAUAUUGGAUGAGCCAGGAGAGUGGACAAAGCACUGGUUUGUGCUGACAGAUUCAAGUCUGAGAUACUACAGGGACUCCAAUGCUGAAGAGGCAGAUGAUCUAGAUGGAGAGAUUGACCUACGUACUUGCACCGAUGUGACAGAAUAUGCAGUGCAGAGGAAUUACGGCUUCCAGAUACAUACUAAAGAUGGUGUUUUUACAUUAUCUGCAAUGACAUCAGGAAUCCGUCGAAAUUGGAUUGAGGCUCUAAGGAAGAGUAUUCGUCCAACCAGUGUGCCUGAUGUCACAAAGCUAUCUGACUACAACAAGGAAAACUCAUUCCGCAGCAACAAAUCCACCAAGAGCUCCUUCAGAACUGAGCUGCAGCCCAACACUGGAAGUGAGGUGAUAUCCAGAGCUGGCAGCAGGAAGGCUGAAGGGCAGCGCCAGGCUUUUGACUAUGUUGAGCUGUCCCCCUUUCAACAGGGGUCAGCUUUAAAUCAGGGGUCCCCACAGCGGCCAAGAGGGAGCCUAAGAACUGCAGAUGGAGCAGCCAAGCGGGAGGAGCUGGAGCGGGACAUGGCCAUCCGCUCGGAGGAGAGGCGCAGGUGGUUUGAGUCUUCAGUCAGUGGCAGCCUCCAAAUAGAUGGUCCAGCAGAGGAUCCCUGCCCUAAGAGACCUCCAGGGAUUCCUCUUACUGAAGCUCAGAGGAGUCAGCUAAGUGAAGAGAUUGAGAAGAAGUGGCAGGAGCUGGAACGUCUGCCUCUGAAAGAGUCCAAGCGGGUCCCACUGAUGGCACUGCUGAACCAGGGCAAAGGGAACCAUGAAGAUGCAAGUGAGGCACUGGAGAAAGAGGUCCAAGCCCUGAGGUCACAGUUGGAGUCCUUGCGUUCCCACGGUGAGGCAAACCUCCAUAAAAAUGGACAUGUGCCCCAAGGAUACAUUUCUCAGGAGGCGUGUGAGCACAGUUUAGCAGAGAUGGAAACUUCCCACCAACAGGUCAUGACAGAACUACAGCGGCACCACCAGCGGGAGGUGGAGCACUUGCGGCAGGAAAAGGAGCGUCUUCUGUCCGAGGAGGCUGCUGCAACAGCUGCAGCAAUUGAAGCACUGAAGAAGGCACACAGGGAGGAAAUGAACAAGGAGUUGGGCAGAACACGCAAUUUUCAGAAAGGAUUUUCAAAUCCAGAUGCACUCCAACAACAGCAUCGGUCUGAUGUGGAGUCUCUGAAGCGGGAGUUGCAGGUGCUUUCAGAACAGUAUUCUCAGAAGUGCCUGGAGAUUGGGGGCCUGGUGCAGAAGGCAGAAGAGCAGGAACAAAUGCUGCAGCAUUGUCAACAGGAGGGGAAAGAGCUGCUUCGGCAAAACCAGGAGCUACAGAGGCGUCUUUCAGAGGAAAUUGGCCAGUUACGGGCCUUCAUUGCUGCUCGGGAUUCACGUAAUGGUGCUUCACAUAAUGAGAGGAGUUCUUGUGAGCUAGAAGUGCUUCUCCGAGUGAAGGAGAAUGAACUCCAAUAUCAGAAACAAGAAGUCCAGUGUCUGAGGGAUGAACUCCAAAUGAUGCAGAAGGACAAGAAGUUUGCCUCAGAAAAAUACCAGGAUAUCUAUGUGGAGCUGAAUCACAUCAAGCAACGGUCAGAACGAGAGAUUGAACAGUUGAAGGAACAUCUGCGCCUGGCCAUUGCAGCCCUAGAAGAGAAAGAGAUGCUGCACAACAGUAUUGGUUAGUUACCUUUCUAUGCACCACUUCGGAGAAUAAAGCACCGUUCCCCUCCAGGAACACAUGGCGAUCCUCUAUCAUAAUAGCCAUCACAUGUGCCUGCAUAACUUGGCCAUGUUUUGGACUGGAUCCUACUACUAGCACCUUUUGGGGACAUUAUACAUGAAAAUAAAUUUUAUAUUUUGGUGGGUGGAGUGGGGUGGGGAUAUGUUUUAAAAUCUUAUACUUAAGUUUCCCCAGCAGUUAACCACAAAGGCGGACCAGAUUUUUCUCCCUAAAGUUCCUUUAGACCUAAUUGUUCCUUCUCCCAAAUAUUUAGCUGUAUUUACAAUAAAGGUGUCUAUCUGCUUCCAAUUUUCUUCAAGUGGAGAGGCAAAAUCACACACCCCUCAACUUCAGGAUGUACAGUGUUGCUUCACAGCAGUCCAUGUUUCAGAUGUGCUGUGCUGAAAGAAUGUUGUAUCAGUUACUUUGUCAAUGGAACUGGUUUGUCCAAAGACCAUGCAGAGUUUAUGUUUAGAAUCUAUGAGUAGCAAUUUGAAGAUUUUUUUUAAAAUGUUGAUUAAAUGUCUUUGCAUCCCGUUGUAAAUUCAAUCUUCAUCCCCAAAACUUGUGUUCAACUAUUGUGUUCUAAUGGGGAGAAAUUUCACUGCUGAUGUUGCCAGAGCCAAACAAUGAAGGCGACUGAUUUUCUUUAUUUCGGCAGAGUUAACUUAAUAAAAUCCUUGACUAUAGAAA
This is a messenger RNA of Candoia aspera, 2613 nucleotides long. It is a transcript of the gene TRIOBP, whose product is annotated as TRIO and F-actin binding protein. Lineage: Eukaryota; Metazoa; Chordata; Lepidosauria; Squamata; Candoiidae. The coding region runs from base 135 to 1883 and encodes 582 amino acids. The transcript has 14 exons. Gene Ontology annotation, biological process: positive regulation of substrate adhesion-dependent cell spreading. Gene Ontology annotation, cellular component: actin cytoskeleton. The record is from RefSeq and is a predicted model, not a curated record. Gene Ontology annotation, molecular function: actin filament binding.